GUAGCUCACGUUGUUAGUUUUAUGCUAACUGGUACCUAGCUGUUUUUCUCUCUCUGUAAUAAAACACUUCAGUUCGUCUGGCCGGUCGGUUCUGUGGAGGUUAGGUCCACUGAGUUAAAGCAGUGUCGGUUCGGCUGUAAUGCGCUGCUAGAGGUCAGUUACAACACAGCAGGACUGUUGGAUGGCCGCCAUAUUGGUCGUGUCAAGCGCAUGACGCUCCUAAACGGAAAUGAACCCUAACCCUGUAUGGUUUUAUAUUUAUAAAUCUGAACUUUAAUCUAAUUCCAGUCCUUCCACUAAACCACCAGAGCCUGAUAUUAAUACCUGCUGUUUCUGCCACAUUUACACGGAAAUUAAUCAGCCAGUGAAACCUGAUACCUGGUUUAAUAAUCAGUCAGGUGUUGUGGCUGCAUGUUCUCUAAUGCUCUCACAGAGAACAAGAGAAAACAUGAGAAAUAUGAAAUAUUUUAUUUCAUAUUUUCUCUAAUGUUGUUCACAUUCUCAUUCUUUUCAUAUUGUACAUUUUUUUCCCUCUUUUUCCAUUUUCUAUCAUAUUCUCCAUAUCCUAUAUGUGCCAGCAGGGAACCGUCAGCCAUGUUGAGAGUGAGGUGCACCCUCCGUGGAGGUGGUGGCGUCCUGCUGUGUCUCCAUCGGACAGCCCAGUACCGGUAUCCGAGUGGACCUGAGCGGGUUCUGACCCGGUCCCUGUCCCGGACUCCGGACUCGUCCCGGGUCGCGCUGAAGCUGCAGACCCGGUUGGGGGUGACGCUGCUGGUCGGGGUGGGGUUGCUGGGCGCGUGGUGGUGGGUGGAGCAGGAGAAGCAGCAACGGCGGCAGCGGCAGCGAGUGGAGCAGCUCCGGACGGUGGCUCUGGGUCAGGGGACGUUCAGCCUGCUGGACCACACGGGCCACCGCCGGACCAAGCAGGACUUCCUGGGCCGUUGGGUCCUCCUGUAUUUCGGCUUCACACACUGCCCCGACAUCUGCCCCGACGAGCUGGACAAGCUGAGCACCGUGGUGUCGGCUCUGGACCGGGACCCGGCCCUGCCGCGCCUGCAGCCGCUCUUCAUCACUGUAGACCCGGAGCGGGACGACGUGGCGGCGCUGGCCCGGUACGUCCGGGAUUUCCACCCGCGGCUGGUCGGGCUAACCGGGACACCGGAAGAGGUGCGUCACGCGGGGCGGGACUUCCGGGUCUACGCCAGCGCGGGGCCGAAGGACGAGGAUGGGGACUACAUGGUGGAUCACAGCGUGCUGCUGUACCUGGUUAGUCCGGACGGGCUCUUUCUGGACUACUACAACCGAACCAAAAGCCCGGAGCAGAUCGCCGACAGCAUCCGGAACCACAUCCGGAACCACGUCCCGCUGUAG
Poecilia latipinna (sailfin molly) is the source of this 1371-nucleotide messenger RNA. It is a transcript of the gene sco2, whose product is annotated as synthesis of cytochrome C oxidase 2. The record is from RefSeq and is a predicted model, not a curated record. The coding region runs from base 412 to 1371 and encodes 319 amino acids. Lineage: Eukaryota; Metazoa; Chordata; Actinopteri; Cyprinodontiformes; Poeciliidae. Gene Ontology annotation, biological process: mitochondrial respiratory chain complex IV assembly. The transcript has a single exon.